This is a messenger RNA of Ictalurus furcatus (blue catfish), 3305 nucleotides long. RefSeq names its product leucine rich adaptor protein 1 (gene lurap1). The transcript is spliced from 2 exons. The coding region runs from base 949 to 1791 and encodes 280 amino acids. NCBI's taxonomy places the organism in Eukaryota, Metazoa, Chordata, Actinopteri, Siluriformes, Ictaluridae. Gene Ontology annotation, biological process: positive regulation of canonical NF-kappaB signal transduction; positive regulation of cytokine production. The record is from RefSeq and is a predicted model, not a curated record.
AAGUUACAUAGUGAUAUACAUAUAAAUGAAACUUUAAUUAAUUAAUUCAAUUUUUUUUGCUACUACCGUUGCUUUUUUAGAAUUUGGAAGAGGGUGUGGGAUUGGGAGGAAACUCGGUAGUGUGUCAUUACGGCAUUACGGUAGUGUGUGUGGGUGCGUGUGUGUGUUUGAGAGAGAGAGAGAGAGAGAGAGAGAGAGAGCUCUAUAUUGAUGCUUUGGCAAUGUUGUAUGUAAACAAUCAUGCCAAUAAAGUACUUUGAAUUGAAUUGAGAGAGAGAGAGCGAGAGAGAGAGAGAGAGAGAAGGGUGGUGUUAUACUACAGUAUAUACGGCGGCUAACUCGCAGUGCUGUGUGUGUGUGUGUGUGUGUGUGUGUGUGUGUUUGAUUCAGCACUGGCUGUCAUGCAGGUGGAAUUUGCGUCUCGCGAUGGAGGCCAAACUGACCCACUGAGUUCAUCAGAUUCGGAGGAUUAGUGAUUUCACAUCAGAUUCCAGACAGAAAAAAGUCUCCACUCGCUAUUAAUCCGAUCUAAUAGAGCUGUCAUAGUGACAUAUGAUGCGAAACUGGAAAGGGUCUUGCUGCCGCACACCUGAGGAUGGACAUUAUUUUGGAAAAAUAAACAACAGUAUUUAUUUUUUUUUUCUUUAAAGAAGCUCAGACCUUUUUUUUCCCACUGCGCUGCGUCAUUCCUACCUUUUUUCCUCCCUGUGAACAGCGCAACGCCAGUCAUGUUUAUAGCAUGAUUCCCGAGUCUCAUUCAUGGAUUCUGUAGCUGUAUAAGGCAGAAACUGAAUGGCCAGUGCGAAUGGUACAGGAGCUGGAGCUGACUGCAGUUUCAUUCAAUCCGGUCUAAAAGCAGCCUGCCACAACCAGCUCGACUCGACAGCACGAAUUUAGAAAUCGCAGUGAAAGUAGUUCUUUUUUGUUGUUGUUGUUGAAGACCACAUCAUGGAAGAAGUUAGUGGCAGUGAAUGUGUGCCCGACCUGAAAGAGUUGGAGGUGAAGUUGGGGAGGAAGACGCCGGAAGGUUUGCUCAGGUGGAUGCGGCAGGACGCAGCGCAACGCGGCGAGCAGAGCAAAGUGAUCCGGCAGGAGAGCGCAGACAGCGGGGAGCAGACACUGGAUGAGAAGAUCAGGAAGCUCAAAGUCGAGAUGGCUCAUCUCCGGGCGGUGGAUGUGAGAAUCCUGCAACAACUCGUGGCACUGCACGAGGGAAUUGAGGCAGCAAAGUGGCUUAUGGAAGAGCGUGGCAUGCUCACCAGCCACUGCAGCAGCCUGACGGGCAGUCAGUACAGCCUGGGAGGCAGCUGGAGCAGCCUACAUGAGCCCCAUGACAAGCUGGACAACAUCUCCAUCGGCAGCUACCUGGACACUCUGGCUGAUGAUCUGGAUGAGUACUGCACCUCCAGCGGGGCCGAGUCUGUACUCUGCUCCGCACCUGUGUGCACAGACAACUCCAAAUCCGCUCACGUGACACCCAAUGGCCCUAAAGAGGACAUGAGACCUUCUAACCAUGAUGUGAAACCUUCCAACCAUGACUCUAACCAUGAAGAAGCUAGUAAGAAUAAUGGAGUGAAUACUGGAGUCCUGGAUAGCGCUGUUAAACAAGACAUAGAGUCCCCCAAGGCUCUUGCAGCUGAGAGGCUGGCGAAGACUCUGAGCCCUAAGGGUAAGAUUUACAAGAAUGGCAAGGUGGAGCUGGAAAGCUGCAAAAUGAGUGGCAAAGUGCACUUGGAAUACGAUGCACACUGGCGCUGGGUGCACUCACAGGAUGAUGUGACAUUUUUGUGAGGGUUUAAAAGAUGCAGCCCAAGUUGGCUGGUUAUAUUUUGGACUUCAGAGCCUUAUUGGACAGACUGAGUUUACUCGGUUGAUAAGAACAUCCUUAUGUACGUUUAAACUGACUCCGAUCUUAAAUUAAUUCAGAUAUAGAGAUAUGAUGUCAAAGAUCCCAAGGGGCCAAAACUUAUAAAGCAUGAACUUUAUAUUUGUGUUUACAAUCAUUUAUCUGUACAAAUGUUUAUCUAUUAAAAGUAUUUUGCUCAGUGAUUCCCAGCCCUGGAGCUAGAGUACCCUUACCCUGCACAAUUUAGUACUUUCCUCAUUCUAACACUCCCACAUUGACUCAGGAAGCACCUGUUAAUUAUCUGAUUAGUUGGAGGUGUGUUCGAGCAGGAAAACUAGCAAACAUGCAGGGAAGGAAAACACCAGGACUAGAGCUGGGAAUUGCUGGUGCAGUAUUUUAUAUGUGAUGGUGGAAUCUGGUUCAUCAGUAAGUUCUCCAGUUCCUUUAAAUAUUUCUUUGCAGAGAUAUGGUUGAUAAACUCAAGCAUUUUCUGUGUUAAUAUCAGUAUUAAUGAUUAGAUUUUCCUUUACUUGUGCAAGUUGACCAAUACAAACAUUUAAUUUAACAUGCUUUAGUUAAAAUAUCUCAAACUAACCCUCCUAUUAUGUUGGGAAAAAAAGUUACAUCCAUUAUGUUAUGGGUCAAAGUGACUUCCACAGUUAAAUACAGACAAAAACAGCAAAGAACAGCUUAAAACAGUUAACAUUUAUUAUGGCUUGUCCAAGACAAACUAUAAGAAGAAAUAUUUGCAUAUAAGUUCAUGACCCGAAAUGAGGAAAGUCAAAAAAUUUCAAAGAGAAUAAGAGAGAUUAACCAGUAUUUCAGACAUCUCAAAUGUGGAAACUGGUCAAAUUGACACAUAGCAUAACAGGAGGGUUAAAGGUAAGUGAUCACUAUAAGUAAAUUACAAUCUCUUAUUUUCAUGUAAACUCCGACGUAGCCUGAAAGACCUGAGAUAUGAAUAGUAGAUCAGCUCACAGUUAUUGAGUAUUUUAGAGAGGACCAAAGUUUUUAGCUACAAAAUCACAAGGCAUCAUAGUGAUAUUUUUCUAUUUAUUCUAAAGUUUAAAGUUCCAUAAAUAUAAUAUAAUCAAUACAAUGUGUCACUGUUUUUGUCACAUUUGACACAUUUGCAGUAUAAAAGUAAUGCACAUUGAUGUUUUUUGUUUUUUUUGCAAUAGCACACUGUGGCAGACCCAUGCUUCGAGGUUCAAGGGUGGAAUAUGCAAACAGAAAAUACAAUGAAAUCUACUUAUUUUCAUGAUAACUGUUUAAUAAUCGAAGUUAGGGACUAAGGGGAACUUUAAGCAAGUUCGAAUAAUCUAAAAUGAAAGGUCUUUAACAUUAAUGUCUUGGUCAUUCUGAAAGUAAAGACAUCAACAAAAAGUCGGGAUGACUUCUGUGUGAACAGUAAGCAUAGACUCUGCGCCUAUGUGAAAAUGCUUGUGCAAUAUGAUUA